AUGAUCAUCCACACGUUGCAACAGGAAGUGGCGGAAAUCCAAGAUGCCGAACAGUUAAUGCAUCAUCAACGACAAAAGCGCGGAGUACUGAACAUCGUUGGAAAUAUUGCGAAUGGUCUUUGCGGAGUUCUCGAUGAUCAAUAUGCCAAACGGAUGGAGGAGAUUAUUAACAAACUAAGAGCCCAAGAAAACAUCACUCAUAAAAUAGUGGAGAACCAAUCGUCAAGCCUGGAUACCACUAUCAACAUCAUGAGGAGGCCAACAAGCGAAACUCAGACGAGGAUGCUGGACUUAGAAGCCAGUUUGGCCAGAAUCAAGGUGGGAAACUAUGCGUCUGAUCGGUAUCUUCCACAUGCAGUUUCAGAGUUGGUCGUCGUAGCAAGCCACAUUCGUCGAAUCCAGGAUGCCGUAUUACGACUACCCAUCACCAGUGAGACAGCACGAGACUUAUAUCGAUUGGCGACCACUCGGGUACAAGAAACCGAGGACGUAUUGAUGUUCCAUACAAGAAUUCCAUUAGUCGAAGAAGACGAAUUCACUGUGUAUUGGAUGGAGCCAAUUCCACAAAUAACGAGAGAAGGCCUGGUGAUAACCAAGAUGGAAACAAGAUAUCAGGCAAUAGAUGAGCAUCGGAAACACCACUUCGCGAUCAAUCAAGAACACCUUCAGCAGUGUAUCAGCGGGAUGAACGGAAAUAAGGUAUGCGAAUUUAAGCAGACGCUCUUUGGCCCGGACGCCCAUCCACUUCCGUGUACAAUGGCAGCACUAUCAAGACAUCGGGUAAAGGAAUGUAAGCCAGAGCCAAUCAAGGCCAGUUAUUGGGUUCAAUUGACAGAACAGAAUGCAUGGAUCUUUGGAACCACGCAGAAAAUAACAAUGACAUGUGUUAUGUAUGCUCGGCCGAAAAGGACCAAAUUAUCAUCGAAGGCGUAG
Molecule: messenger RNA, 933 nt
Organism: Drosophila ananassae
Lineage: Eukaryota; Metazoa; Arthropoda; Insecta; Diptera; Drosophilidae
Exons: 2
Coding region: 1-933 (310 amino acids)
Source: RefSeq, a predicted model, not a curated record